AGCCGGAGGAGGGAGAAGGGCGGAGAGGAGGAGGAGGAGGAGGCCGAGGGAAGAUGGCGGCGGUGGAGUUGGAGUGGAUCCCCGAGACGCUCUACAACACCGCCAUCUCCGCCGUGGUGGACAACUACGCCCGCUCCCGCCGCGACAUCCGCUCCCUGCCGGAGAACAUCCAGUUCGAUGUCUACUACAGGCUUUAUCAACAAGGCCGUUUGUGUCAACUGGGUAGUGAAUUCUGUGAACUAGAAAUUUUUGCUAAGGUCUUGCGAGCAAUAGAUAAAAGGCAUCUUCUCCACCACUGUUUUCAGGCAUUAAUGGAUCAUGGGGUGAAAGUUGCCUCCGUUCUAGCUUAUUCAUUCAGUAGACGGUGCUCUUACAUAGCAGAAUCAGAUGCCGCUGUUAAAGAGAAAGCAAUCCAGAUUGGCUUUGUUUUAGGAGGUUUCCUUUCCGAUGCAGGCUGGUACAGUGAUGCAGAAAAGGUCUUCCUGUCCUGCCUUCAGUUGUGUACUUUACACGAUGAAAUGCUUCAUUGGUUUCGGGCCGUAGAAUGUUGCGUAAGGUUGCUGCACGUCCGAAAUGGAAACUGUAAAUAUCAUUUGGGUGAAGAAACAUUCAAGUUAGCUCAGUCUUAUAUGGACAAACUUGCAAAACACGGUCAGCAGGCCAACAAAGCAGCGCUCUAUGGGGAACUGUGUGCAUUACUCUUCGCAAAAAGCCACUACGAUGAGGCAUACAAGUGGUGUAUAGAAGCCAUGAAGGAGAUCACAGUGGGCUUGCCAGUCAAAGUAGUAGUGGAUGUUUUAAGACAAGCUUCAAAGGCUUGUGUAGUGAAACGUGAGUUUAAGAAAGCAGAACAGCUAAUAAAACAUGCCGUGUAUCUAGCAAGGGAGCAUUUUGGAGCCAAACACCCAAAAUAUUCUGACACCCUACUAGAUUAUGGAUUUUAUUUACUCAAUGUAGAUAACAUUUGCCAGUCUGUUGCCAUUUAUCAGACAGCCCUUGAUAUUCGACAGUCAGUGUUUGGAGGCAAAAAUAUCCACGUAGCAACAGCUCAUGAAGACCUGGCUUAUUCUUCUUACGUCCACCAGUAUAGCUCUGGAAAAUUUGACAAUGCACUAUUCCACGCAGAACGUGCUAUUGGUAUCAUCACUCAUAUUCUUCCGGAAGAUCAUCUUCUGUUGGCCUCCUCUAAGAGGGUGAAAGCACUCAUCCUAGAGGAGAUUGCGAUUGACUGUCAUAAUAAGGAAACUGAACAGAGGCUCCUUCAAGAAGCUCAUGAUUUGCACCUGUCUUCACUCCAGCUGGCCAAGAAAGCUUUUGGGGAAUUCAAUGUUCAAACAGCAAAACACUAUGGCAACCUUGGAAGACUUUAUCAGUCAAUGAGAAAAUUUAAGGAGGCAGAAGAAAUGCACAUCAAGGCAAUUCAGAUUAAAGAGCAACUUCUUGGUCAAGAGGAUUAUGAAGUAGCCUUAUCAGUUGGACAUCUAGCUUCUUUGUAUAACUACGACAUGAAUCAAUAUGAAAAUGCUGAGAAACUUUAUUUGAGAUCAAUAGCAAUUGGGAAGAAACUGUUUGGUGAAGGUUACAGUGGACUAGAAUACGAUUACAGAGGUCUCAUUAAACUGUACAACUCAGUUGGCAAUUACGAGAAAGUCUUCGAGUACCACAACAUCCUCGCCAACUGGAACCGGUUAAGGGAUCGGCAGUUUUCAGUGACCGACGCCCUGGAAGACGUAAGCACCAGCCCACAGUCCACCGAAGAAGUGGUGCAGUCUUUCCUGAUGUCCCAGAAUGUCAAUGGACACAGCUGCUGAGGGAGCGAGGGAGGACGUCAGUUCACCAAUAUACCUUUUCCCAGAUUUUCGGGGGAAAUUCAUACUGUGAAAUCAAAACCAUGGUUUUCCGGGGCUGGAGUUUGCAUCGAAACACUGGUCCAGUCGAUUGAAGAUACCGUGUGGGUGUUCCCUGUCUCAUACGGUGCCCGUAGACAUAGGCAUGGAUGCAGUUCUUUUCCGCAUGUAUGGCAUGUGUAGUAGUGUGGCUCACAUUUUUGACCUAGUAGGAAAAAAAAACACCAGAAAACCCUAUGUUUGUUUUUUUCUUUUAAAAAGUAAUUUGCAGAGAGCCUGCAAGGAAAAAAAAAAUAAAACAGCUAAACGAGUUUAAAAAGAGUUGCAUUCUAAUUUGAAAGGAUGAUCUUACCAAGUGUUUUUAACAAGAAAUAAUUCUUCCUUGUGGAGGUAUUCAAUCCUGUAUCGUCAAAGGAUUUGAUGAGCAAUUGGUGUUUAUAUGCAAUAUUGUAGAAGUCAUGCUUAGAGAGAUGUUUUAACUUAGGUUUGGCUGCCUUACUCAAGGGAUGUGAGGAAGAUCCACUCCAGAAAACUUGCUUAUUGUGAACCACGCUCUAGUGACAGGGGCGAACUGUUCAAUCAUCUGAACUGGACCAGUGUUUAUUUGUAAGUAAUAGAUCCGCAGUUAUGGCUUUAAUUUGGUACAGCAAUGCGAAAAGCUCUAAUAACUCUUCGUAACAGGACCAGGAAACUCGAACGGAGGACCAGCCUUUAGGGAAGGAGGUUAUUGGACCAGUGGCUUUAAACUUUAGUCGUUCGUUUUGUCCCCGCAUACACUUUGACCAGAAGGAUGAUUUCGUUUAGAUGGGCGACCGGUGACAGUGCAGAAAUGGUUUUCACGUAAUAAGGUUCCAGACAAGGAGUGAAAGUCGGCCGUGGCAGUGACGACAUCUCUUUAAUUCGGAAGGGGCAGAUGUCGCCUUCGGCAAACCCGAGAUGCUCGAGAAUCGGCUGUGGCCACCUCCUGCCUCCCCGCUCCACUUUUAAAAAGGUAUAACCUGUUAAUUGAGGGAGUUACUCGCUCAUACUGGCAAGUAGUUUUGUAAAACAAUCCAGUUCUCUCUCUGGGGACUUGACAUUACUGUUCAGUAUGCAGGAGUCUGGGGAAAAAGUGCCCCGAAAGCACAAUAGAUCUUUAGUGAUGUAUUAUUUCUAGAGUAAGUCAACAGUACAAGCAGAAACUGAAAUCCUCAUUUUAGUUGCAAAGGUUUAGUCAGUUGUAAAGAUCCCUUAACUAUAUGCCUAUUUCACUUGCCUGUCUUAAUUUUUAUUUUCUGGAGCUUUUAAAAAUUGACAGCCCGGGUUAUUUAAUGUUGAGGUGAACUACAAAUGUCAUGUAGCAUACACAACUGAACAGGCCAUUUGUUUUUACCUCAGUUCUUAGCCCAAUGGCUCAAAAGGAACCUCUGUUAGGGUCAGUCUCGCUUUCUCUUCCUUAGCUAUUUUCAGGGGUUUCUAACUUGGCUGUUUCAAUUUUGCCCCCUGGCUGAAGUGUGAGGUGCUUUGUAUGGAUGGGUGUGUUUUUUGCUUCCUUAACCUGGGGGUUGCAGGAAGCAGAUGUCUGCUUAACUGUGCUUAGUACAGUGCUCUGCGCACAAUAAGCGCUCAGUAAAUGCCUUUGAUUGUGCUACCAUUGACGGUCACCAAGUUGAGUGUAAAAAUUAAAGAAAUUGGUGAUAUCAGACACUUCUUAGAGCUCCUCGUAGCUCAGCUUUCGUUUCCAACUCAUGCUUUCAGUGUUCCACAGUUCACGAUCGUACCGUCUGCCAGAGUUUGGGGGUCGGUGAUUUAGCAGAAGGGAAAACCCACCAAACUUAACGUGCUGUUUCAUUAAGUUGACCCUUCAAGCUGAGAUUUCGAAAGCACCCCUGCAGAAUAGUCACUGGCCCGAGUCAGCGUUUCCUGAUGACUUUGAAAGUCCGUUUUUACCAACUCUUGAAAGCGGCCACAAGUGAGAACCGAAAUUCUGCAGUACUCCUUCAAACCGUUCGGCUCCCAUGGUAAAUGAUAGGCUGUAUUUUCAAACCUCCCAAAUAUAUUUUCAGGAUAGACUAACAUCGAAUUUUCCUUAUGUCCUUUUGUGUGUUUACAAAUCUAGAAUGUCUCUGGUAAACCAUUUCUCAGAAAGGCGUUGGUGAUUCUUAGUUUUUUUAGUGAGUGGAUGUGUGUGUGUGUACUUAUAUAUUUGUGUGCGCACACACGCACGGUCUCUCAUAAUAUUCCAGCCAAUCCUGAUGUCCAAAAAUCGAGAAUUCAAUUUAGGUGUUGACUCCCCUUGCCACCAUUUUUAUAAAGAAAGCCCCGAGGUCUCCAAGGCCUGAGAUUCCAGAGUGAUCAUCCCUGCUAGCAAGUCUGUAACACCUGGACCCAAAGCAGGUCCAGAAGACUGUCCCUUUUCCAAGAAAGGAAAAGGGGGCAAAGAAAAGAGAGAAUGAUGUUUUCUUUUAGUUUUUUAAUUUAUUCUUGAAUUUCUGUUUCUAAGGUAGAACGGUCUGGUUGAAGUUCAAGAUGUGGGUUGAUCCUUCAGUAGGAAAAUGCUGUGUAGGAGAAAGAAGGCCAGAUUUGAUCAAGAGUAGAAACUUCUGAAGGAUCGAUAAAAUUUUUGGCGUGACCCAAGUGUUUGGUAAAGUAUUUGAGGCCCAGCAUUUCGUGAGCCAGGCUUCAUUUUCAGGUUUCGCAGGAUGUUCAGUCCAGGCUGAUGAUCGAAUGAAGGGACAACGGGGCCUCUCGCCUUUCUCUCGUUACCCUAAAGGUGCUGAAGUUGAGAGUCCGGCAGUGGGCACUGACAGUAGCAAACCCCACGCCAUCCUGUGGGAAGUUGGAGCAGUCAGUGGAGCGUAUGGGGACACCUGUAACUCACAAGCCUAUGUUCUGUAGAGACACGCUCACUGCUGUCUGUCGUGUAGAUACCAUUUGCUUGAACUUGUUUUUGCACACAAGGUUGGUUUUCGUUUAUGAAAACGAAGAGGAUUUUGAAGGGUUUUUUUUUGUUGUUGUACUUGUUGAAGUAUAACUUAUUAGGGAAAGUAUUACAUUUAGUUCAGGUUGAUUUAAAGCAAGUGAAAAAUGCUGCAUUUUUUUUUUUUAAUCGAUGGUGCCAUUGCGCUGCUCCUCAUGGUAGAAGAAAGUGUUUCUUACGCUUCCUUUUUAGUCCUACAUGCUGGCAGAGUACAGAACGGAAAACCCUUCGUGCCUAAAACAUGAUCGAAGCUGUAGGCAAAAACUUUACUUCAGUUGAACAUUCAACAAUGUUUUACUUGCCAGAGGAGCAAACCGCUAGUUACCGUAACCUUUCUCUAAUUCCCAUUCUUGGCGGCCUAUGUAUUUUAGCGGCCUUUUUACAGUUAGCUCUUUGUUUCUUGGUGACAAAUUUAUUGCUGGCGACGUGCUUAUGUAUAAAUCUGAAUAGUCUCUUAAUUUUGUUUUGAUUUGGGAUUUGGGGUUGGUUUUUUUUGUCUGUCUCACAAAGAUAGCCACACAGUUCUCUCUCUUGGCUUUGAAGGACCCUCGUUUUUGCCAGGAAAAGAAGUCACCCGAAAACCCUGAAAUCUGGAUUAAAUUUCCACAUCAAACAGCACUAGUCAUGCUUUUGUCCCCAAAUCUCAGGAAUGUUUUAGGCAGUGACGCCCAUUUUCCCUGUUAAUGAUUUUGAAGGAGUAUGCUUUCAGAUCUCGUUUUAACAAUACUGUAUUUUCAUUGCAAUCCUAGGUAUCUAUAGCAUGAGUGGCCUUAGUGAGUUUGUUGAAGUGCACAUUUUUUUCAGAAGUAAAUUUUAAGAUAAAAAUAUAUACUAUAUAUAUAGAUCUAGAAAACUUGGUUUGUGGUGCACAAGUUAAGUAUUGGAUCACUAAACUAUUGCAGGUACCAUUUGUAUAGCAUUAUUCAUUUGUGUAUGUUCUUUUUAUGGGAAGCUCUGUUGCCAUGGUAACUAAAGCUAUAAUUUAGUUCUACUUUUAUGAUGUGAAUGAACGCUACAUUUUAAUAAAUAUUACCAUUUCAGUACUAUUUUUAUACUUCAUUGAGCUACAGGGGAAUUGAAAUUAAACGGGAUUCUAAAAAGAGCUGUUGCUUGAUCUAUUAAAAGCAAAUUACUGAAAACACCUUACAUGCGAAUCCCCACUAAUAGUGCCACAGGAAUUUAUAUAGACAUAUCUAGGUCUUUACUAAAUUUUGAAGACAGUUCUUUGUUGUGUCAAGAAUAUUUCGCACAGACUUGUAGUGCCCAUCCUUAUUUGUAACCAUCAGACCAUACUGAGUAUGUUUGUAACCAGCAUUGUGAUAUCUGUAAUUGUAUUGCUAAAAAUUGAAUUAUUGACCUAAUAAAUAUAGUGUUCCUGCA
Messenger RNA from Ornithorhynchus anatinus (platypus), 6186 nucleotides. RefSeq names its product amyloid beta precursor protein binding protein 2 (gene APPBP2). Gene Ontology annotation, molecular function: protein binding. NCBI's taxonomy places the organism in Eukaryota, Metazoa, Chordata, Mammalia, Monotremata, Ornithorhynchidae. The coding region runs from base 54 to 1811 and encodes 585 amino acids. Gene Ontology annotation, biological process: intracellular protein transport. The transcript has 13 exons. The record is from RefSeq and is a predicted model, not a curated record.